Molecule: messenger RNA, 471 nt
Organism: Funneliformis mosseae
Lineage: Eukaryota; Fungi; Glomeromycota; Glomeromycetes; Glomerales; Glomeraceae
Source: the annotation of a GenBank genome assembly
AUGUCUACCAUGAGAUUGCAUUUACCUCCUGUUAAAGAAAAAAGUGUUUCAAGUUUACCAAAAGAUAGAAAUGUUGAUGAAGACAACAGAAGUUACAAAGUUAAAAUGAAACACUUUUGGAGUAUUGAACAAAUUGACUUUGAGUUGACUGAUAAAGGGUUAAAAGAUAGAAUCGACUUACAAGCCGAUUUUGAGUUGAAUGAUGAGACAGAUUAUAAUACUACUCAAAGAGUUAAACAUCAAAAAAAUAAAAAGAAAUCUAAAGGAAAAAAACCAAUUAGAAAUAGCGAUGAUGAAGAGGAAUUGAAUAUAAAUAAUGCAAGGUUGGUUAUAUUAAACGAAACAGUUGAAGGAAGUGAAACAUCACCUAUAAGCGAAAUCUGUAAUAUUAUUCAAGAUAAUGAAAAUGAUGAUAAAUAUAGAGAUUAUGAUAGUGAUCAAUAUGGAGAAUAUAAGGAAGAUUAUUAUUAA